Molecule: messenger RNA, 195 nt
Organism: Funneliformis geosporum
Lineage: Eukaryota; Fungi; Glomeromycota; Glomeromycetes; Glomerales; Glomeraceae
Source: the annotation of a GenBank genome assembly
AUGGCAUUGCUUGGAAGACGUAGUUUUCCAACUCCAAUUGUAAAGCCAUUGGCACCUUUUAUUAUUACCGCAGGCAUUGUGCUAUACACUGUUAAUAAAAUUGAAAAUGUAGCGCGAUCGAUUCCACCUUUUGAUACCGAUCCUCGUAAUCCAAGAGCUCUGUUGAACAAGAAACUUAAAGAGCAACAUCAUUAA